GAUGCCAUGAAUGAUACACCUUGAGAAGCCAUGAAAAUUCUGGUUUGCCUCCAACAACCAAAUCCCCAUAUCACAAAACCUUCUCCAUGGAAUCCAAGAGCCCCAACCCCCAUUGCCACCAAAGACCUUAACCUUCGUCCAAGAACUUGGAAGCUGCAUGCUGAAGCCAAAGGCUUCGGCGUAGCACCAGGUACCAUACUAGAAAAGAAGACAGCACAGAAAGAAACUGUUCCAAGAAAGAACUCUGGGAACGGUGAUGAUGAUGAUGAUGAGAAGAUACCACAGGUGGUGUUUGAUAGGAUGAUUGUUAGAAUCUUGUUCUUUGUGGGGGCUCCUAUGGGCAUCGGCGUGGCUCUGUUGAACCUGUUUGGUGCAGUUAAGGACCAACACUUGUGGGAUGUGCCAGUUUGGCUUCCUUUCUUGACAACAUUUAUCGCCUUUGGGGCAUCAGCUCUUGGAAUUGCCUAUGGCACUCUCUCCACAAGUUGGGAUGCGGAGAAGAAGGGUUCCCUUCUCGGGUUGGAAGAAGCUCAGCAGAACUGGGUUGAUGUGUGGAAAGAGGAAGAAGACAGCAAGAGAUAGAGGCGUUAUAAUAUACAGGAAUGCACCUUCUCUAGUCUUCCCCAUCUCGCUACAGGAGUGUUCUUGGAGGGACUAAUAGUCUAGAAAGUGUUGUUCCUCCAUAGAUUUCUAUUUAAAAGAAUAUAGCAUCAGUGACUAAUGUUGAGCUUAAGGAUGAUUCCAUUCUAUCUUGUUUCCUAGAAAUGAAAAUCAAGUCUGCUUACAGUGAUAACUGUUCUAAUACCUGAGGCCCAAAUGCUACAAGAAAAGCCAAAUGUCAUCGACAUUAUGUUCUUAAGCACACUAGAUUACAAUUAAGCUCUAAUCUAAUGCUUAGGACUUCAGUUAUUUCUUAUAUUAUAUUCUUCUCAAGUCAUAUUGAUGUGUAUUGAAUCAUUUUGUUUGAGCUUGGGUUGUUUUGAUCUGUUGAUUGAACCUCAAGCUUAUCCUAAUCUGACUCCAAUUUUGAAUGGUUA
Vitis riparia (riverbank grape) is the source of this 1037-nucleotide messenger RNA. RefSeq lists its product as uncharacterized. The coding region runs from base 31 to 582 and encodes 183 amino acids. Lineage: Eukaryota; Viridiplantae; Streptophyta; Magnoliopsida; Vitales; Vitaceae. The record is from RefSeq and is a predicted model, not a curated record. The transcript has a single exon.